This is a messenger RNA of Alternaria postmessia, 525 nucleotides long. RefSeq lists its product as uncharacterized. Lineage: Eukaryota; Fungi; Ascomycota; Dothideomycetes; Pleosporales; Pleosporaceae. The coding region runs from base 1 to 525 and encodes 174 amino acids. The transcript is spliced from 2 exons. The record is from RefSeq and is a predicted model, not a curated record.
AUGCCAGCCCUGUCACGAGACGAGUGUGAAAAAUUGAUAGCAAACACGAGGCUUCUGGCAAGGGUUGCUGAGCAUCUGAAACGGCAUCAAGUCUGUCUACGAAUCGUCACCCACCAUGGCCGUUCAGCAACUCAACUGGCUGCCCCCAAUCUUCAAGCCAAAGACCUCCACCCGCCUAUCCAGGCGCAAGCGCCCGUAAUAGCCCACCAUGUCUCCGUGCCGGAUCAGCCCAACUUUGCAAGGCCGCCGACGCCGGUUCUUUGCAAGAAUAAGUCUGCGCGUAUUGAAUGCGUCCGUCGCGACGUUAUACAUAUGCAAGCCUACGCACCCCGCAACCGCAACAAGCGUCAAAACGCUCCUAACCAACAGAUCGCGCCGUUGAGCUUACCAGAUUCACUAUACUAUCGCAUCAGCCAGGACUGCUUCAUUUGCGCAUCUGGACUGGUCCUCCGCUUUCAAGACGGCUCAUCCGCGAAAGCCCCACUGAGGCGACUCACGGAGGAAGCCCCGCGCUUGGACGGUUGA